AUCAUGGGAGGAGCUGUAAACAGCUCUGGGGAGGUGUUAUCGGUGCCCUACACCUGGGGCCGGCUGCCCCUGUCACCAGCCCCAUCCCCGGUGUGGGGGGAUGUGUGCGUGUCUGUGUGUCCGGCCGUGUGUCCGUCCCUCCACAGCCCUGAGGCAACAGUUGCUCUGCCGCCCCUCCAUGUGCUCUGGGAUACUCCCUCCCGCCUGGGUCAAGGCCGGGCCCGGGGCCUCACGUCAGCGGCCCGGGGCUGUCGCAAGAGCCUCGGUGGGGGCAGCCGGGAGCGCGUGUGGGAGGGGGACGGACGGUCCCAUGGGGUGACACUCGAUCUUCGUCAACCGGAGCCUGGCGCUGGAGAAGAUCAAGUGCUUUGGCUUUGACAUGGACUACACCUUGGCCAUGUACAAGUCCCCUGACUAUGAGGAGCUGGCCUUCACCCUGUUGCUGGAGCACCUUGUUGCCAUUGGGUACCCUCCUGAGAUACUUGCCUACAAAUAUGAUCCCACCUUCCCCACCCGGGGGCUGGUGUUUGAUGCCCUGUAUGGGAACCUGCUGAAGGUGGAUUCCCAUGGGAACCUGCUGGUCUGUGCCCAUGGCUUCCGCUUCCUCAAGGGAGCCGAAAUCCUCCACUAUUACCCCAACAAGUUCAUCCAGCGGGAUGACAUGAAGCGCUUCCACAUCCUCAACACCCUCUUCAACCUCACAGAGGCUCACCUCUAUGCCUGUCUCGUGGACUUUUUCACCAACUGCUCCAGAUAUGUCAACUGUGACACCGGCUACAAGCAUGGGAACCUCUUCAUGUCCUUCCGCAGCAUGUUCCAGGAUGUGCGUGAAGCCAUGGACCACGUCCACCUCUCUGGCUGCCUUAAGGAGAAGACGCUAGAGAACCUGGAGAAAUAUGUGGUGAAGGAUCCCCGUGUACCACUGCUGCUGAGCCGCAUGAAGGAGGUGGGGAAGGUCUUCCUGGCCACCAACAGUGACUACACCUACACUGAUGCCAUCAUGUCCUACCUGUUUGACUUCAGCAACGAGGACAAGGCUGACAUCCCACAGCGCCCCUGGAGAUCCUAUUUCGACCUGAUUGUGGUGGACACCCGCAAGCCCCUCUUCUUUGCUGAGGGGACUGUCCUGCGCCAAGUCGACACGGACACGGGAAAGCUACGCAUUGGGACAUACACUGGCCCCCUCCAGCACUGUGCUGUCUAUUCUGGUGGCUCCUCAGAUGUGGUGUGUGACCUCCUGGGUGUGAAGGGCAAAGACAUCCUCUAUAUGGGGGACCACAUCUUUGGGGACAUCCUCAAGUCUAAGAAGCGGCAGGGCUGGCGCACCUUUCUGGUGGUUCCUGAGCUGGCCCGUGAGCUGCAGGUCUGGACGGAGAAGAGUGAGCUGUUUGAGGAGCUGCGGAGCCUGGAUGUCUUCCUGGCUGAGCUAUACCAGCACUUGGACAGUGGCAGUAAUGAGCGCCCAGACAUCAGCUCCAUCAAGCGUCGGAUCCAGAAAGUCACACAUGAGAUGGACAUGUGCUAUGGGAAGAUGGGCAGCCUCUUCCGCUGCGGCUCACGUCAGACACUCUUUGCCAACCAGCUGAUGCGCUACGCAGACCUCUACGCUGCCUCCUUCAUCAACUUCCUCUAUUAUCCCUUCAGCUACCUCUUCCGGGCACCCCCUGUCCUGAUGGCCCAUGAGUCAACAGUGGAGCACGCUCGCCUGGACUCAGGGGAUGCGGUCACUGCCCUUCCUCUCUGGCUGGCCCAGCAUGGUGAUCCUGGCCAGCAGGAGAAGCAGGACCUGUUUGGGUGCCGAGCCAAUUUACCCGUGCAUGUCCACAGUCAGAGAUACCAGCUAACAGUGAUAACCACAGUGACAGCAGUGAUUUACCUGGAGCACCUUGUGAAGACCCUGAGACUGCUGAAAAUUGACUUUUGAAUUAGAAAAAAUAGUUAUACAGUUACAGUUAUAACUGUAACUGUAGGAUUAAGUUUAGCAAUAAGUCAUUUUUAGUAUUUAAGACUAAGGAAUAAGCAGGUGCUGUUUGUUUUGCUUUUCAACGAGAGACAACCAAAACAAUGAAUAGAAUGUUAGGUGUUAGAAUGUUUGUUUUAGUUAGUCUCCCUUUAGUCAACUUCAGCUGCUUAAAAAGAAUAAGAAAGUACAUCUAUCUCAGAAACACACCUGAGCUCUAGACUGGGAAAGGAAAACACUCUCAAGCAUAAGCCUUGAGGCUAAAGGAGAGCGGCCACAUACUCUCCUUCUACUUACUGAAUCAACGGGAGAGGAACCCAGGGCGGCAAUCAUCAUCAUCCCCAACCCCUUAUUUUUUAGGGCAUCAACCUCCCAAUAAGCUUUUGCUGAUAAAAGACUUUGGACUCUGUUUUCAGUAGGAUGGUGCUGGCUCACCCAGUCAAAUCCUUUAAAUGCUGCUGUUUCCUGGAGGCAGGACUCAGACGGCCAGAGCUGCUACUUACUUACGAUCUGCAGCUGAUGGGAUCCUUGGAAUGCGCCUAGCCUGCAUGCCGCUUGUCUUUGGCAACUCUGGUUUAAGCUGAUUUCUCCUACUCAAAUCAUCCUUAAGUACGUGAGUUUUG
This is a messenger RNA of Prinia subflava (tawny-flanked prinia), 2583 nucleotides long. RefSeq names its product cytosolic purine 5'-nucleotidase-like. The record is from RefSeq and is a predicted model, not a curated record. The transcript is spliced from 18 exons. Gene Ontology annotation, molecular function: 5'-nucleotidase activity. The coding region runs from base 380 to 1924 and encodes 514 amino acids. NCBI's taxonomy places the organism in Eukaryota, Metazoa, Chordata, Aves, Passeriformes, Cisticolidae.